Molecule: messenger RNA, 2460 nt
Organism: Enterobius vermicularis (human pinworm)
Lineage: Eukaryota; Metazoa; Nematoda; Chromadorea; Rhabditida; Oxyuridae
Source: the annotation of a GenBank genome assembly
AUGAAUGGUUACACCUUGAAGCUGACACUCGUAUUAAGAUGGAGCAGAGUGCAAGUUCAUAGAAAAAGUGAUAACGGAGCUACUCCUUUACAUACGGCAUCACGUUUAGGCGAGUGGAGACAGUGUAAAAAGUUGAUACAAGAUGGAGCUCCAGUGAAUGCCACUGAUUUUGGUGGUUGGACCCCUCUUCAUGAAGCUUGCGCUCGAGCUCGUUUUAAAGUUGCAAAAACUUUAAUUGGCAAUGGUGCUGAUGUUAACGCAGUAUCAAAUACUGGAGAUACACCGCUUCAUGAUGCAGUGAGAAGAGGAUGUGAAAAAUUGGUUUGGCUUUUAUUACAUUCUGGAGCUGAUAGGGACAGGACGGAUCGAGCUGGGAAGAAGCCUAUAGAUUUGUGUCCUGCACGUUGUGUAUCAAUAAAAAGCCUUUUAACUUCUUCAGGAGUUCCAGAAAAGUGCCCUUCGGGAGGUGAUUCAACGGAAACCUCUCCUGUCGAGCAUCAUGUGGAACUUCGCCAUCCGUUAUCAGUAACAAUUGACUCACCAAGCAUGUCGGCUUCUAAACAGCCUACUCCCUCGCCUGCGGAAACAGAAGCUACUGUCCAUUCAGAAACAUGUCUUCAAGAAGAAAGGGAGCAAGAGAAUCUGGAUUCUGACAUCGAUCGGACUAUGACACGAGAAGGAGAGAAACAAGGGAUGAUUACUGAAGGAAGUACUGCUGAUGCUGAUUCCAUAAAAAAAACUCAGGACUCUAAUGAUGUACGGAGUGGUGAUGUGGCAGCGGCUCAGAAGCGAGCGGUUUGGGGUAAUGAUGAAGUAACAGCUGCAAAAAAUGAUGAAGCCUUGGAGGCUGAAGCGGAAGAUGGUGAUCAAGAGAGUGGUGCACAACCAGAAGAUGAGUCUUCGGGCGCUGAACCGCGAAAAUGGGCUAGAACUAGGGGUACGCCAAAGAAAGUCCCGCUUGGUCAAGAGAAACAACAUGUUUUCACAGACAGGAGAAAGCAGCGCGGAAGAAGACGAGGAAAAGUCACAACUGCAUCAAGAUCUCUGGUCUUACCUCACCCAUCUACGUCGGAGGAUAUUUAUGAAUUUCGUUGUAGCCCAGAACCAGAAGCCCACGACAAUACUCAGAUAGAAGUAACAGAUGAAAACGGUAUUUCUCCAGAUGCAAAACGACAACGACUAGAGGGCACUUACGUACAUGCUCAAACUGCUGGGCCGUCAGUUAAGCAAGAAGAAAAGCGACAAAUCGAUUUAACGGAAACUAAUAAGGGGGGAGCAGGGGCAACUGAGUCAAAUGAAGAAGGCAAUGGAAGUAGGAAGGUUCCUCCAAUAAGAAUCAUACUUCCUAGAACAGCAAGUGAGGAGAAUUCAAAUGCUGUUCCUUCUGAAGAAGCAACAUCUGUUGCUGCCGGUACGCGCAAUGGCGCAAAGAGAAACACUCGUGUGGCGAAAAAUCAAAUUAAAAAAGAAUCUACUCCAGAGGGUCCAGCAACACCACCUCCCGCCGAUAAUGGCAUGCACCGUAUGACUCGAAGCAGAGUACGUCAGGCCGGCCGAUCUCUAAAGGAUGAGGUGUUGGCAGCCGGUUGUUUUGAAAGCGCUGUCAAGCGAAGAGGACAAAAUGGUGCACGUCGCCAAGGAAAUUCUUCCGUACCUGGUGCGCCAUCGCCUAUGCCUGUAGUUGAAAAAGAAGACAAUACAGAUCCAGCAGCUGCUGAUUCAGGGACGUUUAAUAGCAAUGCCAACAGCUCUGAAGAUGGCAAUUCAGUGGGAUCUGUGGAUGGACUAAGUGCGUUUGCUAUGUCACUUAUGAAGAAGAACACAUAUGAGGGUCUUCGGAGUCUUCGUGCGAAAAUUGAAGAGUCGUGGUUAGAGACCAUGGCGCAGCAACCUCCUGACAAGCCUGAAUUGCCCUCCAACUAUGAUAGUUAUUUAAUCGUGAACAAAAAUUUUACGUUGAAAGAUACGGUCGACUAUGACAGAUUAAUGAAGGCUUGUGGGGCAGAAAAUUACUCGGAAGUUUCAUCGGACUUACAGGAUCUUUGGAAGUCUCAAGAAGAAAGAAGGUUAAGGAUGGAAAUUAAACAUAAGGUUGAAAGGGAAAAGUUGCAAAUGCUAGCAGAGAGGGAGGUUUUGCGGAUGCUUAACCGGAAAGCGAAUUCCGGACGAGAAGAUAUGUCAACUGUGCGUGUUCUACAUGAAACUGACAUUUAUAACACUUGGUAUGUGAAGGAAAGGUCGAUAGAUCAUCCGAUCGUCGAGUUUGAGGACGUCAAGAAGAAAUUCAUGGACCAAGUUACUCUCAUGGAGAAUCGUCAAAAAAUGGAAUCAGAUGCACUUUUUGCUGAACAGGUUUACACUUGGAACUCCCUGCUGAAAAAUAUUAGCCAUCCAUCUGGGCUCGCGCUUAAAGAUAAGGUUCCUAAAGUUUCAGUUCUACAUCUGGAUUUGCGUUUGUAG